AUGGGCCGAGGGGUGCGCGUGCUGCUGCUGCUGGGCCUGCUGCACUGGGCCGGGGGCGGCGAGGGCAGGAAGACCUGGCGGCGCCGCGGCCAGCAGCCACCCCCGCCGCCGCCCCCGCCGCGGGCCGAGGCGGCGACGGCGGCCGGGCAGCCGGUGGAGAGCUUCCCGCUGGACUUCACGGCCGUGGAAGGCAACAUGGACAGCUUCAUGGCGCAGGUCAAGAGCCUGGCGCAGUCCCUGUACCCCUGCUCGGCGCAGCAGCUCAACGAGGACCUGCGCCUGCACCUCCUGCUCAACACGUCGGUGACUUGCAACGACGGCAGCUCGGCCGGCUACUACCUGAAGGAAUCCAAGGGCAGCCGGCGAUGGCUACUGUUUCUGGAAGGAGGCUGGUACUGCUUCAACCGGGAGAACUGCGACUCCCGAUAUGACACCAUGCGGCGCCUCAUGAGCUCCAAGGACUGGCCGCUCACUCGAACAGGCACGGGGAUCCUGUCCUCCCAGCCAGAGGAGAACCCCCACUGGUGGAACGCCAACAUGGUCUUCAUCCCCUACUGCUCCAGCGAUGUCUGGAGUGGGGCUUCAUCCAAGUCUGAGAAGAACGAGUACGCCUUCAUGGGCGCCCUCAUCAUCCAGGAGGUUGUGCGAGAGCUCCUGGGCAAAGGGUUGAGCGGGGCCAAGGUGCUGCUGCUGGCAGGGAGCAGCGCGGGGGGCACAGGAGUGCUGCUGAACGUGGACCGCGUGGCCGAGCAGCUGGAGGAGCUGGGCUAUCCAGCCAUCCAGGUGCGGGGCCUGGCUGACUCUGGCUGGUUCCUGGACAACAAGCAGUACCGCCGCACAGACUGCAUUGACACCAUCACCUGCGCGCCCACGGAGGCCAUCCGCCGGGGCAUCAGGUACUGGAAUGGGGUGGUCCCGGAGCGCUGUAGGCGCCAGUUCAAGGAGGGCGAGGAGUGGAACUGCUUCUUUGGCUACAAAGUCUACCCAACCCUGCGCUGCCCGGUGUUCGUGGUACAGUGGCUGUUUGACGAGGCCCAGCUGACUGUGGACAAUGUGCACCUCACGGGGCAGCCGGUGCAGGAGGGCCAGUGGCUGUACAUCCAAAACCUGGGCCGUGAGCUGCGGAACACACUCAAGGACGUGCCGGCCAGCUUUGCCCCUGCCUGCCUCUCCCACGAGAUCAUCAUCCGAAGCCACUGGACAGACAUCCAGGUAAAGGGGACCUCACUGCCCCGGGCACUGCACUGCUGGGACAGAAGCCUCCACGACAGCCACAAGGCCAGCAAAGCGCCCCUGAAAGGCUGCCCCAUCCACCUGGUGGACAGCUGCCCCUGGCCCCACUGCAACCCCUCUUGCCCCACCAUCCGGGACCAGUUCACGGGGCAGGAGAUGAACGUGGCCCAGUUCCUGAUGCACAUGGGCUUCGACGUGCAGACAGUGGCACAGCAGCAGGGCCUGGAGCCCAGUAAACUGCUGGGGAUGCUGAGCAGCGGAAGCUAG
Molecule: messenger RNA, 1500 nt
Organism: Mesoplodon densirostris (Blainville's beaked whale)
Lineage: Eukaryota; Metazoa; Chordata; Mammalia; Artiodactyla; Ziphiidae
Gene: NOTUM
Product: notum, palmitoleoyl-protein carboxylesterase
Exons: 11
Coding region: 1-1500 (499 amino acids)
Molecular function (GO): hydrolase activity
Source: RefSeq, a predicted model, not a curated record